AAUUGAUAAUAAUCAAACUGAAUCAACAAUUUCAUCAUUAAUGAAUAUUAAUUGUUCAUUUAAUGAAUUAACAUCAUCCUCAUCCGCAUCCGCAUCAUCCGCAUCACCUACAACAAUAAUAUUAUCAACAUUUUCUGCUUGUAAUUUACGUUAUUCAUUAUCAUGGACAAUAAUAUUAAUUAUUGCAUAUUUAAUUGUAUUUUUAUUUGGUUUAUUUGGUAAUAUAUCUGUAUUAUGGAUUGUUUGGAUGUUAAAACGUGAAAAUAAAUAUAGACAAUCUGGUAUUGCUAUUACAACAACAGCAUUUAAUUAUAAUAAUCAAAAUCAAUUUAAUAAUGGUGAUCAAAAAAAUUAUAAUGGAAAUCAUUCAUAUACAAAAGAUAAUUCUUCUUGUACAAAUUUAAAUCAAAAUAUACAUCGACUUAAUGUUCAAACAACAACAACAAUAACAACAGCAAAUAAUCGUAUAAAUUUAUCACCAAAUCCAAGUUUUAAUUCGCAUAAUAAUUAUAAUAAUAAUAAUAAUAAUAGUGGUGGUUCAACACCACAAUAUCAUCAUCAAACAGUUUAUUAUCAAUCAUCAGUACCAUUGAUUACAAUUAAUCGUUCGAAUCAAGUUUUUUAUCGUUUUGUUUGUAAUUUAGCAUUAGCUGAUUUAUUAGUUGUAUUAUUUUGUUUAAUACCAACAUUAAUUGGUAAUAUUUAUCUACCCUGGGUUCUGGGACGAUCAGUUUGUAAAGCAGUACCAUAUUUACAGGGUGUAUCGGUUAAUGCUUCAGUUUAUACAUUGGUUGCCAUUUCAAUUGAUCGAUUCUAUGCAAUUUAUUAUCCAUUAAGUAAAAAAUGUUCAACAGUAAUGUGUUGGACAACUAUAAUACUGAUUUGGUUAUUCAGUAUGAUUAUAUCAUUUCCAUGGAUUGUUUAUUUUGAUGUUAUUACUAUUAAUGUUGGUAAUGAUUAUUCAACAACAACAACAACAACAACACUAACAACAACAACAGCAUCAGCGGCUACUAGUACUAAUAGUAAUGGUCCAUCAAUAAUGACAACAUCAGCAACAACAACAACAAUUCCUUUAGCAAUUGAAACAGAAACUGAAACCGAUAUCGCUGGUAAAACAACAUCAGCUGCAUUAGAUAUAAUGGUUUCAAUAUUUGAAACAUCUGCCAAUAAAUUUUCAGAUGAUUAUAAUCAUCAUAAUCAUCAUCAUCAUUCUUAUCAUCAUCACAAACAUCUUAAUCCACAUCCACAUCUUCAUCAUCAUAAUCAUCAUCAACAUCAUCCAAAUGAUAAUCAAAAUCAGGAAAAGAUUUCAGCAUCAUUUGUACGGCAGCAGCAGCAGCAGCAAUCGACCACAAUUCAGAUAUGUGGUGAUCAAUGGCCAAGUACAGGAAUGGCAAAUGCACAUUUUUUAAUUGUAAAUUUAGGUUUACAAUAUCUAAUACCAUUAAGUAUAAUAGCAUUAUUUUAUAUAUUAAUAUUGAAAAAAAUUGCUGAACGUAAAUUACCAAAAUUAGCCAGACAUUUACCAUCAAAUAUUAAAGAUGGUAAUAGACAAUCAUCAUUAGUUAUUGAACGUUCAAAAGUAAAAGUAUUUAAAAUGUUAAUUGUAUUGGUAUUAUUAUUUGCAUUAAGUUGGUUACCAUUAUAUGUGAUAUUUUUUAUAUUAAAAAUUGGACCACAAAUUGAUGAACAAUCAAUUUUUAUGCAAAUAUUACAAGAUUCAGUACCGAUUGCACAAUGGCUUGGUGCAUCUAAUAGUUGUGUAAAUCCAAUUUUAUAUUUUUUUUUCAAUGCAAAAUUUCGUUCAUAUUAUCGUACAACGUGGCUUAAAACAUUUAAUUGCCUUCCAAUUAUACGUUAUCGUCAUCCACGUACCGGUAGCGGUAGUAGUAUUAAUAGUUGUGCUGGUGGUAGUAGUAAUGGUGGUGGUGGUGGUAACAACGGAGGAGGUAUUGGACAUUCAACCAAUAAUAUCUAUCAUUAUCAAUUACAUUCAAAUAACCAACAGCAACAGCAAAAUUAUUCAAAUUUCAAUAAACAAACAUUUCAACCGACUGAUUUUAAUAAAUUACAACAA
Dermatophagoides pteronyssinus (European house dust mite) is the source of this 2080-nucleotide messenger RNA. RefSeq lists its product as uncharacterized. Gene Ontology annotation, cellular component: plasma membrane. The record is from RefSeq and is a predicted model, not a curated record. Gene Ontology annotation, biological process: G protein-coupled receptor signaling pathway. Lineage: Eukaryota; Metazoa; Arthropoda; Arachnida; Sarcoptiformes; Pyroglyphidae. Gene Ontology annotation, molecular function: G protein-coupled receptor activity.